Taeniopygia guttata (zebra finch) is the source of this 6163-nucleotide messenger RNA. RefSeq names its product glycerol-3-phosphate acyltransferase 3. Gene Ontology annotation, biological process: triglyceride biosynthetic process. Gene Ontology annotation, molecular function: glycerol-3-phosphate O-acyltransferase activity. Lineage: Eukaryota; Metazoa; Chordata; Aves; Passeriformes; Estrildidae. The record is from RefSeq and is a predicted model, not a curated record. Gene Ontology annotation, cellular component: endoplasmic reticulum.
UGACCAAAAAUAGGAAGCUAUGUUAUGAAUUGCCUGAAGAAAUAAAGAAUUUCCUUUCUUCUUCACAUCAUGAGCAAGUUCAUUACCUUCAUUCAGGGCAGAGAUAAAAUUCAAAUUCAUAUUCACUUCUGUAACAGUCUCAAGUGAUUUGGAGUUGACAUACAGUGCAUAGACCACCAUGUCUCAGCUGUUUUUAUGCUUAUGGUCUCAAGAGCAGAAGGAUGCUUUAGAAGCUUCAGGAGAUAUUUUUGGCAGAAAUUUAACAAGAUUAAACUCCUUGGUCAUAAUUGGACAAGUUCCAGCACUCAGGUUUAUUCCUUUGUAGGUUUUGGGACAAUUUUCCAUUGAAUUACAAUGUUUUUUCCGUACUGUUAAUAGGUAGAUGUGCAGAAUCUCCUUGAAUUUGGUGUCAUACCCAGUUUGGGUGGUUGAGGUGCAGGCCUUUUUGUUUGUGUAUUCGCUUUUGCUCUCCAAACCAUGUGACAUCAGUGGUAGCACAGUAGUAAGAAAUCAAAAUGGUUUUCAUUAUUUCAGGAGGUACAAAAUGGAUAAAGCAAAGAAUAAUUGUAAGAAGAGCCUUGGCCAUAUGGAUCUUGUAGUACCUUUGGGCUGGAUGAUUUGACCACCUCAAUAAAGAGGCUACUAGAAACUCUUCAGUUCUUUCUUUAUAUGGUUUCACAGGAUGAAAAACAACUCUCCCUUAUCCAGGAGAGGAAACUUCUUUCUCCUACCCAGGCUAGGCAAGUCUGUCUUUCCCUCUGUGCUUUUAAGAAAUUAUCUGUCUUGUUUGUGCCUAAACUUGCUGCUGAGGCAUCCCACCAAGUGAGUCACCACAUCUUCCUGUUCCUUGCAAUACUUCAUUUUGCCCACCUUUCCUGUCUCAAAUCAGGUCCCAGAAAUUACCUCCACCCUCCCGCCCACGAGGUUUUUAGCACUUAAGACUCCGUGCAUACCGAUCCCCUGUGCCGAGGCUGAUGGCAGCUACUCACAGGUGCUGCCAGGUGGAUCAAUACCCGCUCCUCCAGCUCUCCACCACAGGCCCUGCUAGGGAAUGUGUGUUAGCUGUGCAAACCCCUCUAGGGAAUGGGUGUUAGCUUGAGGAAGAGACCAGAAAGGAGAAUAAGGAAUAGUAGCUAAAGAGAAAUGGGUGAGCAAAGCUGUUUUACAAUGGAGCAUUUUUCCUAGAAGAGUCUUUUGGCAGGGCAGGUGAGAAAUAGUGGUUAAUGGUGUAUCUGGCAGCAGCAGGGUGAGAGAGCUUAAGGUUGUCACUGAGAGCAAGAGCACUGGGAAGGCAGAAACACUUAAAAACCAAACCAGUGAGGUUUUGUUGAGGAUACAGAAGGCUCGGAAGGCGGCCAGCAAGGGGAGAGAGAAAGGUGAGGAAGCUAAGUAAUGUAAAGAUGCAAAAGAGAAGUUAUAUUGCUGGAUAAGAUUGCAAUGUAAUUUGAAAGACCUGAGGGAUGUCAUGCAGCAGCAAAUCUGGAUGUACAGAAGCUACUGGAUUCACUAUGUGGCUCAAGAAGUGUGCCAUGGAUUCACAUGGGCUUGUGAGUGUCAGGAGCCUGCGUGCUGGAGCCUGGGUGUGUGGUGUUAGUUAGAAGUGGUGCAGCCCCCUCUGACAUCUGUGCUUCUCUUACUGCCUGGACGGUGUUGGAUCCACAUUUUACACAGGAUCUUUGCAGCUUCUUCAAUUUAUAAGGAAUCUAGUUGCUUCACAACGCAAACCAAGCAAUGGUACUUGAGGAUGGGAAUAUUUUAAAAGGACAGCCCUGGCUGCAGACAAGCAUACCAGUGUAUUGGCAAAAGGAAGAUCUUUUGUGGACCAGCAUGUCACUGUCUUGGAAAUUGUGCCCUAAAUCCUCCUUCCACCAAGGUUGGUUAAUUUGUUCUGUGGGAAGGUUGUAAACAAGUAUCUGGUGGGCUUCCCUGAGGUUCUAGAGUUAUGCACCUUUAUAUCAUCUGUGAUGCAUGCAAACAGGCAGAAGGGUGGCUGUAAGGGGUUGAGCUGGGUAUUCUCUAAAAAAUACUGAAUUAAAUUAUUGAAAUUUGAUAGGCUAGAAGGAAAAACAGGAUUUUCUUUUGCAUUUCAAUUCUGUAGUUGAAUAUGUGCGAAGAUAGAUGGCUUGUUACUUCACCACAGUGUAUUUUGUAACCCUGUAAUACAGGCUUUUUUGGCAAAUUUAUGGUAGAGAUAGAGUGGAGGGAGCAGGUUAAUUGUCUUGUCAGUCCUUGCCUGCUGAAACUUGCAUCUUCAUUUCAUAUGUGUUAUUAUAAAAUAAAAUAGAAAAAGCCUGACUUGCACCUCAAGCUUCUGUUUCACUCAUUUGCUCAAAUACCAAAAUAAGACAAUUAUCUUACCAUGAAAUAGAAAAUCUGAGUGAAUAAGUCACAGAUUUGUGCAAACAUCAGUUGGAGAAAUGCUUCAUGUGUAUUAAUAAGAGAAGUUUUUAGGCGAUCUGAAAAACACACCCACCUACUUCUGUACUGUAAUUUAUUGGCAGGACACCCUGUGAAAACCAGUUGUCCCAUUGACAAGGCUCCGUAUUGGCAGCAUCUAAUUAUCUAACAUAUAUUAUUACUUAUCAUGUUUUUUCUUUCUUGUCCCCUGGUGACCAAAUGCUUAUCAAUUACAAGGAAGUGGGUGGAGUUAGGGUGGGACAAAGGGUAGAAAUUACUUUAUCACUCAGAGUAUCUGUAGUGUCAGUCUUCAGUGAGCAGCAGCCUUCUCCUAGAGACAGCUUUGGCUCUUAGAAUGUGUAAUUUUUCUUUGCCUCUGUCUCUUGAAGCUUGCUAGAUUCUGCACUACAGAUGAGCAUAUAUUCUCAGAAAGGCAGCUGGUUGGCAUUUUGGAGGGACAAACAUGGAAGAAAGUAGAGAAGGUCAUGGCCUUACAGAAGACAAGAUUUUGUCUAUCUGGAUGAUUUUGUUUGUGGCAUUAAUUUUGUUGCCUUCAAUAUUUCGAGUGUCACUGGGGAUUUCUCAUUUCUAUAUGAAAAUUGUAGUUAAAAUGUUAGAGUGGGCCACCCUGCAGAUUGAGGAAGGAGUAAAAAAGCAGAAGGCGAUGGCACCUGAAAAUUUAAUCUCCACUGGGAUCAUCCAGAGAGAUGAGACUCCCAUGGAAAAGGAGGUUGUUGGCCGCUGCCGAGGAUGUUUCAGCCUUGCUGAUGUCAUGUACUUCUCCAAGAAGGGCUGUGAGGCAGUUGCGGAAGAUGAAGUCACUCGACGGUUCUCCUCUGAGGAGCUGCUGUCCUGGAAUCUCCUCAGCAGAACCAAUGCCAACCUGCACCAUGUCAGCUGGAAACUGGCUGCUGUGUGGGUCACUGGCAUCCUAAUUCGGUAUUGCCUCCUGCUGCCUUUCCGCAUCUGCUUGUCUAUUUUCAGCAUCCUGUUGCUGAUGUUGGCCACUACUGUAGUAGGACAGUUUCCAAAUGGCAGAGUUAAAGGUUGGCUGAGCAACCAGGUCCAGAUGAUAUGUGCCACCUUAGGUGUCCGAUGUCUGAGUGGCAUUGUUCAUUUCCACAACAGGGAAAACAAACCACAGGAAGGAGGUAUCUGUGUAGCCAACCACACAUCUCCAUUGGAUGUCCUAAUCCUGGCCAGUGAUGGAUGCUAUUCCUUGGUUGGCCAGGUACAUGGAGGGCUUAUGGGACUUAUUCAAAAAUCCUGCAUGCAAACCGCUCAGCAUGUCUUGUUUGAACGCUCGGAAAUGAAAGACCGUCACCUGGUGAGGAAAAAAAUUAGAGAACACAUUGCAGAUAAGGCCAAGUUACCCAUUUUAAUUUUCCCAGAAGGCACCUGCAUUAACAACACAUCAGUAAUGAUGUUUAAGAAGGGAAGCUUUGAGGUAGGAGGAACCAUCCAUCCAGUAGCAAUCAAGUAUGACCCCCGCUUUGGAGAUGCCUUCUGGAACAGCACAAAGCAUUCCAUCAUGACCUACGCUUUUAAUGUGUUAACCAGCUGGGCUAUUGUCUGCAAUGUGUGGUACCUGCCACCGAUGGUCAAAGAGGAAGAAGAAGAUGCUGUUCACUUUGCUGACAGAGUCAAGGCUGUCAUCGCUGCUCGGGCAGGAAUGUCUGUGCUUCCUUGGGAUGGGGGACUGAAAAGGAGAAAGGUCAAAGAGUCUUUCAAGGAAGAGCAACAGAAAAAAUAUUGCCAGAUAGUAAUAGAAAAUGGAUCUGUGGGAAGCGGAAGUGUUUGUUAAAUGCUAUUUAUUUUAUCUCAUUUUUCCAUGACUUAUCUCUACCAGAAUAUAGACUGGCUUUAUAUUAAACCAAACAUGUUUUUCUUCUGUCUCUGUAAGAUAUUUUGCAUGUGACACAACAGGGAAACAAUGAAGAGAUAUCCUUAUUUAAAGCAAAGUACUAUAAUUUUAUAAAUAGGAAAACAUAAAAUAUGCUAAUAAAAUUCUCCUGAUGAUGAGAAGAACAGUAAAAUUAAUUAUGUUCAUUAAAAUAUGACUUUAAAAUAUUUGCAAUACCUUGAGGACUUGAAUGGUUACUUAUAAUAAAUCACCUCUGUACUGCUAGACUCUCUCUCAGUGACUUAGACUAGCAAUGCUCCUGUGAGCCACAGUAACCAUGUUGCUCUGGAGAUAGAUCUCCAGAUGUCAGAAGACAUGAAGCAUUUCACCAAAAUAUGUUUUCUGAAUUGCAUAUUAGAGAGGAAGUGUUGUAUGUCAGAGGGAAAAAGCAGAUGCUGACUUUCUCCUCCAUGUCACAAGACCAGGGAUGGCAUUGUAGAAAGUUUUCUGCUGUGACAAAGAGCAGAACAGUGCCCAAGGCAUCAUGUCCCUGAUGUCUGGGUGUGUGAAGCUGAGGUAAAUUAAUCACAGCCAAGGACAACGUCAUAGAAAAUAUCCAGUGUUUUUAAAUCAUAUCUUGUGGUUUUGCUUGAUCCCUUUUUGAGUCUGUUUGUAUGCAUUACACCAAUUAAGGAAAACCUAUGAUGUGAUAUCCACUGUCCUCUGCUGCUGUUAUUUCUGGAUAGCUGCUUGCUUCUGUUACCACUGGAUGUGAAGGCUGAGGAUUUGGCCUCUGACAAGCCCAUCCUCCAGGAACAGAGCAAGUGCACUUAAGGAGUAUGCAGUGGGAAUAUUUUCGUCUCAUAGCAUUUGUUGGUAUAAAAUAUUUGCUCUCCUGGUAAGUAGCUCUCAUAUCAAAGGAUCAGGCUUUUUUAACCAUCUGAGUGUCCCUAAUGAAACACACAAACAGCUGCUGUUUUGGCCAAGCUGCUCUUAAGACAGACCUUGGUAAGAACAGUUAAUAAUGUUUACAUGACAGCAGUCCAUUGGCUGAAGUCUCAGAAAAGACAGAGGAUCAGUCUUGAGAGCACAAAUACAUCCUACAGAGGGACAGAUGCACAGAUACAACUCUGCCCAGCCCUGGAGACUCUAGAAAAACAAUGUCCAGUGGAGGGGCUAACAGAAGUGAUAAUUGCCCUGGGCUACAUGGCACAGAGGUAGGACAGAACUGAGCUCUCCUCUUCUGUGGCCAGGCCUGGCAUUGCAACACGUAUGUGAAUUUCUUUGGUGGAUCUGUCAAGUCUAAGUGUUGGUGUCAUGAGUAAGCAGUAGGAGAAUCUGCCCUUUUGCACAGCUUUUAGCCACCCAGGCUAAAAGGAAAGCCACCAAGCAGUAAGGAAAAUUGCCUCAGGCUCUCCUGAUUUGGAACAGGUCUGCUUACUCUCAACUAUAGUAGAUGUGCUUCCAUGGCUGUUUAAGCUGUUGAUUUAUUUUUUAGGUAUAAAAAUGUGAAGAAAUGUGAUUGAAAAUCCUGACAACUCUCAAAUGUUUUUGGUGUGCCAGUGUUUAAAACUGGGAGAUUGUUUUUCUGUGUGACUGAUUUCUGAGAGUUGCUAACAGAGACUGCAGUAAGAGAAGUUUUGAGAGCAUUCUUAUGCACUGCUGUGUACUUUCUUCGUUCUCAGAGGUAAAAUGGGAGACUGAAUAGGGAAAAAGAGGGGCCAGACACGGGAAAAUAUGGGGAGAUAAAGAACAACAGCUGGAUGAGAAAUUUUCUGCUUCUGUAAGAAAUUAGGAGAUUUAUGUGCCUUUUUUCCCUGUCCUGCAACACUUCUCCAGCUCAUCAAGAGUAGUCUUGGAAUGUGUGAUCCUCAUUUUGGUUAUGACUCCAAGUUGUGUAAAAGUAAAGCUCAGACCUCUGAA